AUGUCAGCAGCUGUCCCUGAUGAGAAGACGCCCAACGUGGCAGCUGAGAGCUCUUGCUCGUCCACGGCCUGCACCACCCCUGACAACGAGAAGCAGGAAGCCCCGGGGGAUGAGCCGGAGGCUCCUCCCCGCGACAUUAGUGGCUGGAAGUGGUGGCUUGUGAUGGCGUCUAUCUUGUCCUCAAUCUUCUUCUACGCCCUCGAUAAUACCGUGGUUGCGGACAUCCAGCCCGUCAUCAUCGGAGAUCUCGGCGAGCUAGAGAAAUUGACCUGGCUCAGCGUGGCCUUCCUUCUGGGCGCCACCGCUACGAACCUGAUCUGGGGGAAGGUAUACAGCCAAUUCAACGCGAAGUGGACGUACAUUCUGAACAUCGCCGUUUUCGAGAUUGGGUCCGCCGUCUGUGGAGCGGCGCCGAGCAUGAACGUGAUGAUUGUCGGACGUGCCUUGUGCGGAGUGGCAGGCGCAGGCCUGUAUGUUGGUGUCAUGACGCUCAUUGCUAUGACAACCUCGCUGCCAGAGCGCCCGCUGUACGUGGGUGGAACUGGUCUGACCUGGGGGAUUGGAAUUGUUCUCGGUCCUGUCGUUGGAGGAGGAUUCAGUGAGUCUUCCGUGGGCUGGCGCUGGGCCUUCUACAUCAACUUGCUUAUUGGCGCCCUCUGUGCUCCGGUCUAUCUCUUUCUGCUGCCGAGCAAGGAUCCUCGACGCGGGGUCGCACUGAAGGAGCGUUCUCGCGAGGUGGACAUUGUUGGAGCGGCACUACAGAUGGCAGCCUUGACAACCUUCAUCCUCGCCAUCUCAUGGGGAGGAGUCGUCUUCCCCUGGAACUCGGGGCAGGUCAUCGGUCUCUUUGUGGCAUCUGGCGUGCUGUCCAUUGUCCUGGGUUUCCAGCAGGUCUUUCUGGUCUUCACCACAAUCGAGUGCCGCAUCAUACCCGUGGAGUUUUUCGGCUCUCGCACCGUGCUCGUCCUCUUUGCCUCCACUGCCGCCGCCGGUGCCUCUGCUUUCGUUCCAAUCUACAUGAUUCCACUUUACUUCCAGUUUACCCGCGGGGACGCUGCCCUUGAUGCAGGCGUCCGACUACUGCCAUUCAUCAUCCUGAUGGUCGCCACCAUCCUAACUAAUGGAGCACUCCUCUCCAAGUUUGGCUACUACAUGCCAUGGUACACGGCAGGUGGUCUCCUUGCCCUAACUGGUGGUGCCUUGAUGUACACUGUCGACCUGAACACGUCAACCAGCCGCAUAUAUGGAUACACAGUGAUUCUCGGCCUCGGUGUAGGUCUCUGGAUCCAAGCAUCCUUCGCUGUCGCCCAGGCCGUCGUGGAGCCCAAAUACGUCCCUGCAGCCGUGGGUUUCAUCACCCUGGCCCAGUUCGCCGGCAUCACCAUCGUUAUGGCAAUUGCCAACACAAUCUUCCUGAACGAAUGCCUGACCACUAUCCCUCGCAUCCUGCCAAACGUCCCUCGCGAAGAGAUUGAGGCAGCGAUCCAAGGUACUAGUGAUCUUCUGGACAGAUUAAGCUCGGAUGUCCGAACCCGCGUCUUAGAAGCCAUCGUCUCCGGGAUCAGCAAGUCAUACGCCCUGGUCAUCGCGGCCGGAGCCCUCGUUGCCGUUCUGAGUUUCCUCAUGAAGCACGAGCGGUUAUUCAAUGUUUCUGCUGCUGUCGGUGCCGCCUAA
Molecule: messenger RNA, 1674 nt
Organism: Aspergillus pseudoviridinutans
Lineage: Eukaryota; Fungi; Ascomycota; Eurotiomycetes; Eurotiales; Aspergillaceae
Product: MDR family MFS transporter
Exons: 1
Coding region: 1-1674 (557 amino acids)
Biological process (GO): transmembrane transport
Molecular function (GO): transmembrane transporter activity
Source: RefSeq, a predicted model, not a curated record